GGGAAGUGUGUGUAAGUGGGACUGGUCCUCUUGGGCUCGGUGUAGAAAUGCUCUCAUCUCCUGGUGUUGCUUUGCAGGGACUCAACACAAUGAGGAAACACUGAAGCUCCUACACACAGAAGAAGGAUCUGUCACUGCUGCACACUUUUUAAAGCCUCGCGCCUCCCGUCUUCCUCCUCCGGCAGCCAUGGCCACGGCCGUCAUGAUGAUGCUGCUGCUGUCAGCAUCCCUCCUCCUGUCUUCCGCUCUACCUUUCCAGCAGAAAGCAUUCUGGGAUUUUGGCGAAGACAUAGACGUCAGAGAUCUGAUGACGAUGAUGAAGGACCAGGAGGAAGGCUCAGCGUUUGAGGAAGUCCCUCUACCGGAGACGCCGACGUGUCCAUUCGGGUGCGUGUGUCACCUGAAGGUGGUGCAGUGCUCCGAUCUCGGUUUGCUGUAUGUCCCGUCCAGCAUCCCAUCUGAUACGCUGCUGUUGGACCUGCAGUGCAACGGCAUCACCGAGAUCCGAGAGGGAGAUUUUAAAGGCCUCAGUAACCUCUACGCGCUAAUUUUGAGGAGCAAUCUGAUCUCUUGGGUUCACCCUCGUGCCUUCCUGCCCCUGAAGCGGCUGCAGAAGCUCUACAUUUCCCACAACCUGCUCACGUCCAUCCCUCGCAACCUGCCCGCAUCCCUUGUCGAGAUGCGUAUCCAUGACAACCGCAUACGCAGAGUAUCUGCAGGAACCUUCAGUGCCCUGGGAAACAUGCAUGUUAUCGAAAUGGGUCGCAAUCCCAUCCACAACAGCGGAUUUGAGCCAGGAGCAUUCAAAGGUCUCAAACUGAACUACCUACGAAUCUCAGAGGCAAAACUCACUGGUGUGCCAAAAGAUUUGCCAGCAACUCUCCAUGAGCUCCAUUUAGACCAUAAUGAGAUUCAGGCGAUCGAGCUGGAGGACCUCAGCCGAUACAAGCAGCUGCAGAGGCUGGGUCUCGGGUCGAAUCAUAUCCUGCAUAUUGAACGUGGCGCGCUCUCGUACCUGCCCAGCCUGAGGGAGCUUCACCUGGACCACAACCGUCUCUCCAACAUCCCCAGUGGACUGUCCAACAUGAAAUACCUGCAGGUGGUCUAUCUUCACUCCAACAACAUCACCUCAGUGAAGGUGAAUGAUUUCUGCCCGACGGGGUUCGGAGUGAAGAAGGUCUUCUAUAAUGGCAUCAGUCUGUUCGGGAACCCCAUUGAAUUUUGGGAAAUUCAGCCUGCCACUUUCCGCUGCGUCACUGAUAGCAUGGCCGUGCAGCUCGGCAAUCAUAAGAAAUAAACACCCAGUGCCCCCACACACACACACACACACACACACACACAAUUAAAAGAGCACGCACAAAUGCUAAAGUUAAAAACCAAAGAAACGCCUGAGACUCUUUUGGUGGUACAUUAUUAUUACCACAUGUUUUAUAACAUGGUUAUAACGUUUUAUUUCAGUCAUGGUCGUGUGUUUCCUGAUUAUCGUUUUAAUUUCCAUUUUAGUUCAGUCUCGUAUCCCGCGUCCUGCAUGUCGCCUGUCCGUACUGUCCUGUCCAGAGGAGAUUGUUAUUGUCUGUCUGUUUCAGUGUUAGCGUCUUUUACACACUACAGCUUCACUCUUAUACUUUAUGCACUAAUUUAGAUCCCAGACUGCUUUCAUUUUUCUUUUUUUCAAUAAAUCACCCAGAUUUUGUAACAGACGGUGACUGAUUUGAUCUGAUUAAUCACAUCUUACAAUAAAGACCACAACAAUGAAUACCGCAUAUAAUAAUAUUAAUAUAAUAAUAAUACUGUAUAACAGGAAUGUUUGGCUUCUUUUAAAAUGUACUUUGUCUGUCUGUAAAACAUAAAACAUGUACAGUACUGUCUAA
Clarias gariepinus (North African catfish) is the source of this 1871-nucleotide messenger RNA. RefSeq names its product biglycan a (gene bgna). The transcript has 8 exons. Bases 188 to 1297 code for a protein of 369 amino acids. NCBI's taxonomy places the organism in Eukaryota, Metazoa, Chordata, Actinopteri, Siluriformes, Clariidae. The record is from RefSeq and is a predicted model, not a curated record. Gene Ontology annotation, molecular function: protein binding.